Messenger RNA from Dentiscutata heterogama, 1904 nucleotides. NCBI's taxonomy places the organism in Eukaryota, Fungi, Glomeromycota, Glomeromycetes, Diversisporales, Gigasporaceae. The record is from the annotation of a GenBank genome assembly.
AAACAUCUAACGCUAGCUUUGAUCAAAGAAAAAAAAAAAUGGAGAAAAGUUAUGAUUCAUAUUAUAACCCACCUCCACCUCCACAGUAUAAUUCACAACAAGCCAAUUUUCCUAUUACACAACCUUGUGUAUCUUAUUUUACUCCAACCCAGUUGCAAGCGGAAAAUGCUGAAGUCCUGCGGUUGAAUCAGGGCACUUUAAACUUUAACAACCAUUCGUUCAUACCUCAAAAUGAACCUUUAGCUACUACAAAUGAUCCUUCUGCUUCGACCCAUUUUACUGAUUUACGACAAAAUGUUAGCAGUUCCUAUGGUUCUUCGUCUAUUCCUUUGAAUGCGAUGCUUUGCAAUGACUUUUAUGGAUCUUUGUCUAAUUCACCUUCAUAUAUAACGAACGAUGUUGUCCAGCAAAAUAUUAGUAAUAAUAUUGUAAAAUCAGAUGAUGAGACUCAGCAAAAUUGCAUUAAGAAGGGUAACAAUAAAGAUAAAGAGAAAGAGAAAAAGGGUAAUAAUAAGCAAACUGAAAAACCUUGGCUUAUUCAUGAUCCUAACGCUAAAUAUACAAGUGCAACCCAACGGCUACAUUACGAAAUUAUCGAGUUGGUAAAUUAUCUUUUACCAACUGAUAUAGAACGUUUAUUACGAGCAUUCGUCAUCAAAAGAAUAGAGCUCGUCAUCAAAGAACAUUUUCAAAAGGCGGAAGUUAUGGUAUUUGGAAGUGUCAACACUGGACUGUAUCUUCCGACAAGUGAUAUAGAUAUAGCCUGUUUUAUUCACGCUGAGCCUAAUAGUGCUACGUUUACGAUUGUAAAACUCUUUGAAACCUUAAAGAUUUGUGCUAGUAAACCUAUACUGGUUUACUCAGCUAAAGAAUAUUAUACAAAGUUCAAUGUAGAUAUUUGUAUUAAUCAAAUGAGUGGUUACUAUUCUGCGGUCGCAAUACGACAAUAUAUGGAACGAUGGCCAUCGUUAGGUACUUUGGUCAUCGCCGCAAAGUGCUUCUUAACCCAUCACAAGCUUGAUUGUCCUACAUCAGGUGGAAUGAGUGGUUACACACUUUUUUGUUUAAUGUUGAAUUUCCUCCAGUUACAUCCUGAGAUUCAAACUGGGAGAAUAAUUCCUGAGGACGAAAAUCUUGGGGUAUUACUUAUUGAGUUUUUCGAACUUUAUGGCGUCGAUUUUAACUAUAAACAACUCGCUAUCCGAGUUGAAAGAGAUGAUGAACUUGGUAUGAACCUAGGAUAUUGUAAGAAAGAAAAUGAACCUUGGGCUACAAAAUGUCCAGAGAGUUUGUGUAUUCAGGAUCCUGUACAAAAAUCAAAUGAUAUAGCUAAAGCUACAACAAUAAUGCCAAAAAUACGAGAGCAUUUUGAACGAGCAUUUAAUACUCUUGUCAAUCGUGUUUGCACUCUUGAACGUGAUUUGUCAAGAAAUGGUGAUAUAAUCGUGGGUUUACAUAAAUAUUCCAUUUUGUCAUCCAUUUUAUUAAUUCGACAAGAAAUCGUUAAGCGUAGACGUAAAGUUCAUAACGAUUUUAGUCAUGGUAAACAACUUGGACGUGCAGUCGCUCCAUUCGGACCUGGUAUCGCAGAUUCUUUGCAUCUUCCAAAUUUAGAAUAUAUUUGGCGAGAAUUUCGUGAAGAAAUUGAAGACAUUAAUAUAAAUAUAAGUAAAAAACAGCCUGUUAAUGUUGGAGUUUCCAAUGAUCAAUUGAAUUAUCUCAAAUCUUUGCAAGCCAAAGUGGAUUUACAGAUUAAAAGGACAUUAAUUAAUAAUCGAUCCAAUUCGGAUAUGGAUUUAUCAGAUUCUGGUUCUCCUUCCAUUAACAUAUAUGGUCAAUCAGUUGAAUUUUCAAAUAAUGAAGGUAGCGGCAACGGUCCGAACAAAGGAUGUGGAGUACAGUAA